AUGCGUGGACUCGCCUACCAACUUUUCUCCGACUACAAGCCGCCUACGCCCGAAGAGGAGGAAGCUGAGCUGCGUGAGCUUAUGCGCCUGGAUGCAAAGUACGGACACUUGCCUCUCUUCAAUGGCCCGCUCCCCCGCACCAACGCUUCGAGGGCCACGUCGACAAGCUCGGUUUCGACACUCGAACGCGGCAACGGAUCGACACUCGUUGAAGACAGUGGUGCUGGCUCGAACACUGAAGAUGGGCUCCUCUCUUAUGAACAUGAUUCUGAAGUCGACACGAAGAGCCUCUCGUCGCUGAAGCUUCAGGACCUCGACUUGCAGCAUGCAUUGGCUAAUCCGUUGCCUAUUCGCGACAGUCUCCACCCACGCAUCGCACCGGCCAACCGUCAGGGUUUCCAAACGGUUGCGCUGGGAACCAACAUGUACCGCAUCAGGAUUGCGCGUGAACAGUGGGUGUUUCGCUACGACAUCGGAGUGGAACUCGUGAUCAAGGACGGCGAGCGCGGUGAAAAAGUCAUCUCCUUGAACCGAGGUGUCCGCGACGAUAGCGAGACCAUCCGCCGGUCGGAGAUUAUUCGUGCUGCCUUGCGUGUUGCCCUCGAGGCUUACAGCAUCAUGCGUCAGAGUGCUGCUGGUGUCUUUGACGGCCAGAACAUUCUCUUCACGAAUGAGGACAUCGAGGCUGCUUUGAAGCCGCACCACGGCACUUUGACACUUGCACUCGCUGAUAUGCCGCCGGAGGUCCGCGAACUGUUUUACUCGCGUGAUACCGCGGAGCUACGUGUAACGAUUCGACCUACCAUGACUGGAGAUCAGCGGUUCCGCAUUGGCGACAUUGAAGAUAAGGUGAAGGACGGCAAGUUGGGAGACGUCGAUCGGCCGCUUCGGCAAUUCUACGAGCUUCUCACGAACGAGGCUGCAGCCGCAAAGAAUGACUAUAUGUUCUUCGGAUCCGGCCGUGGCUACUUGACCGACCCUAAAUAUUCUACCGCGAUCAAAUACGGUCAAGAACGGAAGCCAGGAUUCAAUAAGGGUACUUGCUUUGUUGACGGCAUGAGCGGGGAAGAUCGUCUUAUUACUGCCCUAGUGAUCGAUGCAAAGCUGGGAAAUUUUUACCGCCACGAGCCACUCAUCAAUAUGGUCACGGCGCUCUGUGAAAGAAGAAGCCCCGAUGAAGUGACCUGGAACGAAAAGUCCCUGAAGCUGGUGCACCGCCAGCUCAAAGGCAUACGACUUCAAACCAAAGACGCCAACAAACGCUCCUUUGUCUGCCAGGGCUUGGAAAUCCAAGAGCUAAAAUUCAAGACUAUCAUGGACUGCACGGCUCGGGUUCAUGGAUCCAAUAUUGAAGUUCCGCUAGCCGAUAGAUUCAAGGAGCAAGGAAUCCUCAUCCGGCACAUGAACUGGCCCGUGGUCGUUGAAAAGAGGAUGCAGGGCCCGGAUUUCUACUAUCCGAUCGAGCAAUUGGUGGUGUGCCCGAAUCAGCGAGUCCCGCUUGCCAAGGCGCUUGAGAACCCGGAGCGCGCCUGGCCACCCACUCAACGCGUCGCAAUGAUCAACAACCAUCUCAACGCGCUGAAUCUGGGAAGAAACAACGAGAUCUUUGCGAAGUUCGGUGUCACCAUCGAUACGACCCCGCUUCAAACCACGGGCUUCCGCCGUAGCGCUCCGAAAAUCGAAUACGGCAACAAUUUGGCGGCCCCGACAGAUGCCUCCAAGGCGACCUGGCGCAGCGGCCACGCUAAAUACAAAGAAGGAGCCAACAUCGACAUGCUUGUCGUUAUUUGGAACGGAAGUGACGGAAGCGGCCCGCCCAAUAGCCGCGUACCCCCAGAUGUCGUCUUCGAUGCGCUGAAAAACUUCCUCGCGGUGCUGAAGACUUCGACCACGAAGAAGGGCAUGUCGAUUCGUCAGAUUGAGUUCAUCAAAGAGCCAACCAACCUGAACGCUGAGAUGACGCAGGGCAAUAUCUUCGAAAAGGCACGUGCUGAGCGCAAAACACGCGGCCCUGAUGCUAAAAUCAUCGUUUUGUACGUUGAUCCGGCCGAGAAUAAGACACAUGGAGAGCUCAAAUACCUGGAGUCGAAGUACCAAAUCGUCACGCAGCACCUGGCUCUACAGGUCGUCCAGAAAUCUACUCGCGGUGGUGCGGCGACCAUGGAGAACAUUCUUGCCAAGUUGAAUAUGAAAGCCGCCGGACUGAACCAUGUGGUCGCACCUGAAGCAUUUGCUUCGAGUCUGUGGCUCGGUUCGACGCUCAUUUUCGGUUACGACGUCUGCCACCCAACACGCCAAACAGUCGCGGAACGUGCGCUGGGCAUUGCGGCUGAUACCCCUUCGGUCGUCGGGUUCUCACACAACGCGUCGAGGAACCGCAAUCUCUUCGUCGGAGACUUUGCGUAUCAAGAACCUGGCGAGCGGGUCGAAGAUUCCGUGCUCAACGAACGUAUGAAGUGGAUGCUCCGCCACUGGCUGCAACAUCGAGGACCGGAGCUUCCGGAACAAAUCCUUGUCUUCCGUGAUGGUGUAUCGGAAGGACAAUACGACAUGGUGGUGCGCAACGAACUUUCGGCGCUGGAGGAGGCUUGCGACGAGCACAAGCCAGGCUAUCGUCCUCGUUUCGCCGUUACCGUCGUCACCAAGCGCCAUCACAAGCGCUUCUUCCGGAACGGCCCCCGCGGUGUGGAGAACCCUGAAGCCCUCACUGUCGUUGAUCAAGACGUUGGAACGGCGAAGGCCAGCCAGUAUACACUCGUUCACUCGGAUAUCCCGGAGAUUACACAAGAUAGUCUCCAGUCGCUUGUCAUGGCACUAUGCUUCGAGCAUCAGAUCUGCCCAAUGCCGAUCUCUAUUCCUGAACCCGUCUACCAAAGCGACGAAUGGGCUGAGCGCGGAGACGCCCUGAUCAAGGUCUACAAGGAUAAUUUCCGCCUUCCGCGCAAGGGCGACAGCAGCAACCGUGGUGACGACAAGAGACAGCCGGUGGACUGGGCCGAGAUGACGAAGCGCCUCUCCUACAUGAACCGGCCCCUCGACGGACGGCGCACGAACGCC
Molecule: messenger RNA, 3057 nt
Organism: Mesorhabditis spiculigera
Lineage: Eukaryota; Metazoa; Nematoda; Chromadorea; Rhabditida; Rhabditidae
Source: the annotation of a GenBank genome assembly